UUGGCGCUUGCGGACGCGUUUUCGCUGCGCCGCUUCUGUGUUAACUUUAACUGUUACGACGCGCGCGCGUGUGUUGUGUUUUGUGUUUUGUCCUAUUGCAUUUUCCAGCACUAACAAUUGCAAAAAGCAGAACUUUAUAUCAAAAUAAUGCUAGUUCUAUGUUAGUUUUAACCCGGAUUGCCCCCACUUCUAUUUCGUGUCGCAUUCAGCACGUGCCCUUAACCCUACACAGCCAGCGGGUGUACCUUUUCGCGGCGGGGCAUGGAGCACAACUCAGAACCGGCAGCUGAUUUGGAGGCCAGCGCCAGCAGCGAGGAGCCCCCGGCUCAGGCCACGCAAAUCACCUCAAUCGAUGGAUUCUUCAAUCGCAAACGCGGCAGACCGCCAAAGAAUCGCUUCGUGGAAGUCUAUAAAAGCGCUCAGCACUCGCCCCAAGCCAUUUUCACCAGUUUCAAGCUGGAGAAAAAUGAUCAGUCCACGGUCUGCGGCUUGGCAGCAUCCUCUACCGAUGUCGCCGAGGAGCGCCUCGCAUCCCAGCGAGCCGGUGCCGGCGCUGGUGAACCGAGUGCCACAGAUCUCACACCUAGUCGCAGCAGCAGGAAGAGAGCUCGCGCUUGGACCGUGGACCCUCACCGGAGUCUAGCGAGUGUGCGCAUCGCGAGUCCGGUCAUUGAAAAGACGACAAACACCUUAACGAGGGAUCUGCCCGAGAGUCAAUCCCCAGUUCAGUUAACGUUCAAUGCACCUUGCACACAGACACCUGCAUCCAGCAAGCGCCUGGAGCGAGUUUCCGUUGUGCGCGCAGCGGGCACCUUCUAUCCGGAGAACGCAAGCUCAGCCCAAACAGCGGAGCCGACAGAUGCCACGCCCUCCAGGUACUGCUCGCCCGGCAGCACAGACUGCACCACGGAGCAGCCGGAAGAUCUGAGCAUGCGCGCCACCCAAACGACGACGUCUUCGGCGGCGGCCGAGCCGGAGUCGGGUCUGAAGCUGCAGAUGCAGUUUAAGCAGCUGCUGGAUUUAUACCAGCGCCAGGUGCUGCUGCCCAGUUUUCUGGCCGCGGCCAGCCAGCCAGCCGGGCUGGACAUGCGUCUGCUGCUGGAGAAUGCCGCACAGCAGAAGAUGCUGCUGAUCAAUGCGGCGGCAGCUGGCGCCGUCGCUGCUGCAGCAGCCGCCGCCGCGGCAGCAACAUCCGGAGCGGCAGGCACAAGCACAGUGGAGGAGAUUGCGACCGCACCCGCGCCCAAUCCAACUCCGACGGCUGCUCGGCAGACGGGUGGGAAGCGGGCGCGGGAACAGGACAUACCCACGGGCUACCUCAAGUUCCGGUUCAACGAGGACUGCGGCUUCGAGCGCUGCGGCUAUCGGAAUCAUCAGUCCCAUUUCCACUGCAAUCGGCGGGAUUGCCACUACAGUUUCUGCGACAAGACGCGCUUCGUGCAGCACACGGCGCGCCAUGAGCGCAUGGACACCCUCAUGGGCGAUGACUUUCGCCAAUAUCGCGCCAAUAUGCGCUGCGGUGUGCCCGACUGUUGUUAUGCCACGUCCACAAGCACGCCGACGUCAGCAAGUGCGGCAGAGGAGAGCCUGGCUCCAAAGAAAUCGUCGCAUUUCCAUUGCCGUAAAUGCGAUUACGUGUGCACCGACUCCAACAAGGUGGUGGCCCAUCGUCGCCUGCACCUGCGGCUGGAGUACGUCCGUUCGGCUGGCUUCCGCAAGUUCGCCAGCAACGAGUCCUGCGAGUCGACCGCCUGCACCUAUGCGCUGCGGCACACCCAUUACCAUUGCACCACCUGUGACUGCAGCGUGCUCUCCCGCGCCCAGCUGGCCUCGCACAGGCAUCGGAUCAACCAGCCCCCAGCCGCCAGCCAAGCCGGUGGCCAGCUCUCGACUGGAUCUGGAGACGUGUCCUAAAGCCACAUGCUGAGCAGCAAUAGAAGCCAUAUAAAUCCAAAUGCAAUGUGUAAAUUAGAUCAAAUUAAAUGAAGCUAAGUGCCAAUCUAUA
Messenger RNA from Drosophila montana, 2005 nucleotides. RefSeq lists its product as uncharacterized. Gene Ontology annotation, molecular function: RNA polymerase II transcription regulatory region sequence-specific DNA binding; DNA-binding transcription factor activity, RNA polymerase II-specific. Gene Ontology annotation, cellular component: nucleus. Lineage: Eukaryota; Metazoa; Arthropoda; Insecta; Diptera; Drosophilidae. The record is from RefSeq and is a predicted model, not a curated record. Gene Ontology annotation, biological process: positive regulation of transcription by RNA polymerase II; regulation of neuron differentiation. The transcript is spliced from 6 exons. The coding region runs from base 262 to 1914 and encodes 550 amino acids.